Messenger RNA from Drepanopeziza brunnea f. sp. 'multigermtubi' MB_m1, 1716 nucleotides. RefSeq lists its product as uncharacterized. Gene Ontology annotation, molecular function: transmembrane transporter activity. The record is from RefSeq and is a predicted model, not a curated record. Gene Ontology annotation, biological process: transmembrane transport. NCBI's taxonomy places the organism in Eukaryota, Fungi, Ascomycota, Leotiomycetes, Helotiales, Drepanopezizaceae.
AUGGCACCUCUCAGCAGCAGAGAUAUCGCAGCAAGGGAACCACCCGUAACGUGGAUGUCCCUCCCCAACAAACCGCAACUUCUCAUCCUCGCCCUCUGCCGUCUCUCCGAACCUCUGUCGAACACCUGCCUCCUCCCGUACCUCUACUACCUCAUACGAUCGCUCCAGACGGGUGAUGCGACCAGUCCAGCCUCGAUAUCACGACAAGCUGGGUUGUUAGUUUCGCUCUUCGCACUCGCACAGUUUGCGACUUCGGUGCCCUGGGCAAGCUUCGCGAACCACUAUGGCAGGAAGCCAACGAUAAUGGUUGGAUUGGUGCUGUCGAUUGUGUCGAAUGUAGGGUUCGCGUUCUCGACAACGAUUCCCGCGGUGAUGUGUUGGCGGGUGCUAGCGGGUAUCGGGAAUGGGAACAUUGGUGUGAUGCGGACAAUGACCGCUGAGAUUGUGCUGGAGAGGAAGUACCAGAGCCGAGCAUUCUUGCUCCUGCCGUUAGUUUUCAACUCGGGAGUGGUGAUCGGGCUGGCCCUGGGGGGGUGUUUAGCAGAUCCGAUUGUCAAUAUCCCUUGGUUCUUUGGGCCAUCUGGAGUAUUGAACUUGUCGAACGAUCCGCAAGGGGUUGCCUGGAUGCGAGCUUAUCCAUUUGCGCUGCCAACAAUUUCCAAUGCAGCAGCUUUGGGAGGAAGUUUGUUUCUCGCAGUCUUUGGUUUGAAGGAGACGAUGCCGGGCCUAGAGCACAAGCAAGACCGCGGAAUUGUUGCAGGAGCUGCGAUGAGAAGACUCUUCCGUCGAGUAAUCCUCCGAAAGCACUUCUCUGGAUAUCUAGCCCUGGACGAUGAAGACCAGAUUGACCCCGAGGACAUGCCCUCGCCGCUGCGUAAGGCCUCCCCACCCCAAGCCCCCCCCAUCGAAGUGAAAGCUCUUCCAUCACCUCGACCAAGACUCUCCAUGACAGACCCGGCUAUUUGGACCCGAGAAGUUCUCUUCACCAUCAUUUCCUUUGGUCUGCUCCCUCUUCACAACUCAGCAUUCAUGCAAGUCUUCCCGGUCUUUCUGUCCACCCCACCCUCAGAGGUACCCGCCACAUCGGCCCUCAAGUUCAACGGUGGUCUCGGUCUGCCAUCACCCACCAUCGGUCUCUUCCUUUCCGCAUUUGGUGUCUUCGGAAUCCUGAUCCAGCUCUGCAUCUACCCCUCGUUGCAAGCCUGGCUCGGAACCCUUCGCAGCUACCGAGUCGCGCUAGCGAUGUUCCCCUUCGCCUAUCUCCUUGCGCCUUAUUUGUGUUUGAUUCCCAACUCGCACUACGUAUUCCAAGGAGGCAGCAUCGCCUUCAUCCUCUUCCUGCAAGUGACCGCCCGCACGUUCGGCAUACCCAGCAGCGUGAUCCUGCUCACGAAUUCGGCGCCAUCGCCCCUUGCUCUCGGCGCCGUGCAUGGCGUGGGCAACAUGCUCAGCAGUCUCAGUCGCGCGCUGGGCCCAGCAUUGGGAGGAGUGAUCUUUGGCUGGGGUAUGGAACAAGGCGUGGUCGGUGUCGUCUGGUGGAGCUACCUGCUCGUUAUAUCCGCGGCGGGUCUGGCUUGGAGUUGGAUGCUACAGGAGGGUGAGAGGCCGACGAUGAGGCCCGUGAUGAAGGGAGAGUGUAUCGAGUUGGCGAGUGGUAGCGAAUUAAAUGAGAAGGGUGGGAGUGCUAGGGAAAGGGGUCUUGGGAGUAAGAGCUGA